AAAUGGAUCUUUGUAAAGAAAACCUCAACUGGGGUCACAAAGGGUAGGAUAAGAUAGAAAAAAUGAUGGAACAACUACCAAAACAACAAUCUGUCUACCUACCUAUUUAUGAAGCAGUUUCUCAGACUUAGUUUAGGCAACCCGCUUCUUCCCAGUGGUUCCCACUGGACACUGUUUAAAACAAGAAAUUCAGAUAGUACCUCAUUUUCCCCCUUACCCCUCCAGUGAUUUUUGGGAGCGAUGAAUAACUGCUUCUGAUGAGUCUCUAUUGGCAUAUAAAUAAGUAAUGGGUACCAUAUAUAGACUAUGGUUGUCUUUGACUGACACAAAUUAUGAUCUCAUAGAUCAGUUUCUCAGUUUUUCAGCUCAAAUUGUAUUUCUGAUGCAUAAAAUAUCAAUAUUCUCUUCUGAAAAACAUACCUCCCUUCUCUUUAGCCUUAACAUUAAAACUUGAGGAGUUCUAAGGUAUACAGAGAAGCCAGGAUUGGGAAGAGCAGAAUGGAAGGAAAGAUAAUUAUUUUUAAAAGUUGUGGCAUCAAUAUCCUGAGGGAACCCGUGUGCUUAGGAGGAUGUGAACAUAUCUUCUGCAGUACGUGUGUGAGUGACUGCAUCGGUGCAGAAUGUCCAGUGUGUCAUACACCUGCUUGGAUUCAGGAUGUGAAGAUUAACCGACAGUUAGACAACAUGAUCCAGCUGUGCAGUAAGCUUCGGAAUCUCUUACACAACAGCUCAGGUACAGAUCUGGAAGAAAGUACAUCAGGGACUAGAACCUCACCAGAUGAAGGUGAAAAUGAUAAGAAAUUCAUAAAAAUGUGGUUCAGCCCUCGUAGUAAGAAAGUCAGAUAUGUCCUAAAUAAAACUUCAGUUCAGACUCAGCCACAGCCAGUUGAGGAUGAGCAGGUUUAUCAAGCCUUUGAAUUUACUUCCUCAUCUCUUGAGCAAGAUUCUCCCCAGAAGCCUAAAAAAGUUUCCAGAAAAUCCAGAAAAAAGCAGAAAAAGAGGAGUUUAGCUGAAAUUAAUCAAGAAUGGAAUUUGGAGGAUGAAAAUCAAAAAGAAGUUCAAGAAUUUGAUCAAAGUAUCAGUGAGAAACUCAAAGAAAAGUCCGUCUCAUUCUGUUUCCAGCCCUCUGUUCUUGAGACCCCAGACCUAAAUGGUGGUGGUAUAGAUUUACUGAGUUAUGUCUCCAUGACAGAGGCCAGUCCUGCUGAAAAGGCAGAUGAGGUCUGUCCAUCAUCUACCCCGCAGGUAGAUUCUGUAGAAACCGAGAGAGAGAGCGAGAUAGCAUCAUCUUUCGGGGAUUCUCUCGGUGAGAAUAGUUUUGUACCAGAGACGCUGCUAUCAUUGAACAAUGGUAGAACAACUGAGAGGCAACCUUCUGACUCCUUUAUGGUCCCUCUUUCUAAAAGACCUAGAAGAAGAAGCCAGCAGAGAGCCAGAAGAACAUCAGUCAAUCAAGAUAUCCUCACAGAGUUGUUGUUGCCAUCUAAAGAAAAUGCUGCAUCUCCCAAAUCCAAAUGUGUGGUCGAUGAUCCAUCAUUAAAAGCAAGGAACAGUGAUGUAUUAAAUGACUCUAUUAGCUUUUCCCCCUCAAAAUCUUCUAGUACUCCAUCAUCAUCCAUAAUGAAUAGCCCUUCUCAAUCGUGGAUCGUAGCUAGUCCUUCUGCCAUGAAGCUGUCUCCCACCAGCCCUUCUACUGGGAAGCUAUCUCCCACUAGCCCUGUCAUCAUCAAGAGAAAUCAUAGAGGAGAGACUCCACUCCACAUUGCUUCUAUUAAGGGUGAUGUACCAUCUGUUGAAUACCUCCUCCAAAAUGGAAGUGACCCAAAUGUUAAAGACCAUGCUGGAUGGACUCCAUUGCAUGAAGCUUGUAAUCAUGGACAUCAGAAGGUUGUGGAGCUGCUGUUACAGCACAAGGCUUUGGUCAACACCACUGGCUACCAGAAUGACUCGCCCCUCCAUGAUGCAGUUAGGAAUGGACACGUGAGCAUUGCCAAGCUGUUACUCUUCCAUGGAGCCUCCCGCAAUGCUGUAAACAUAUUUGGUCUCCGGCCUGUGGAUUAUGCAGAGACUGAAGCUAUGAGAUCCGUAUUAUCUCUGCCUGAGGAGAGUAAAAUAUAUAAAAGUAGACAUUGUUCAGGACCUGUGAAUACUAGUCAGCGAAGAGAUGACCCCGUCAUACUCCUCAGCAGUGGCCUUAAUUCAGAUCAGCAAAAGUUACUAAGUGAGCUGGUAGCAGUUCUUAAGGCUAAAAAGUAUACUGAGUUUAACAGCACAGUCACUCAUAUCAUUGUUCCUGGUGAUACAGUCCAAAGAACCAUGAAAUGUAUUCUUGGUAUCAUCAGUGGAUGCUGGAUCCUAAAAUUUGAUUGGGUAAAAGCCUGUCUAGAAAGCAGAAUGUGUGAACCAGAGGAAAAGUAUGAAAUGCCUGGUGGUCCGCAGAGAAGCAGGCUCAACAGAGAACAGCUGCUGCCAAAGUUAUUUGAUGGCUGUUAUUUCUAUUUUGAGGGAACUUUCAAGCAUCAUUCCAAGGAUGAGCUUAUUAAACUGGCCAAAGCUUCUGGAGGGCAGAUCCUCAAUAGAAAGCCAAAACCAGACAGUGACGUGACUCAGACAAUCAACACGGUGUCGUACCACGCCAGGCCCGACUCUGAUCAGCGAUUUUGCACACAGUACAUCAUCUAUGAUGCUUUCUCUAAUUAUUGCCCACAGAAGAUUCGUCAGGGCAAAGUCUGGAUGGCUCCCUCCAGCUGGUUUAUAGACUGUUUGGUGUCAUUUCAGGUGCUCCCUGUUGCCAAGUGAAAGCUACCCCCUUCCCCAGAUGAGCCAUUGGGACAGAAACAUGGCGACCGUGCUUACCUUUGUUGACCAGUCAUAUUAUUACAAAAGUUGGCACCAUUCAAGAUUUUUCUUAGUUGAACUUUAAAACUAUUUUGUUUUUACUUAUAGGUGAACAUUAGAAUUCAGUCCAUGUUUCCCAUUUAGAUACUGUGACUGCUUUGAAAGGCUGUUUCUUUAAGAGACCUUUGGUUUGAUAUUCAUUAUGUCUUUCUACUAAAAUCAUCAGCUUUUGGAGAUCAAUGAGAGUAUAUCUGAACCAUUGGUGAGAUAUGCAAGUUGUAUCAUUACUGUCAAGCCACUUGAUAGGCUUUGAUGAAAAGCCCACACCUGCCAUAAUGAGUACUUACUAUUAUAGAGGAAGCAGGGAUUUUUGUGAAAAGAGUUAUUCUGGAAAUGCUUGAAUAAAAAUGCAAAGAAAGUACAUAUUUGAUCCAACUAAUCACAGAUUUUAAAUGCUUGACUAUUUCUUCUCUUGUGUCUGUAUUGAACUUCUGUGUGUUCCUGCCUUUAAAUUUAUUAUUAUUUACUUGGUUGUCUUUCUUCAGGAUUUUGCAAUUGGAAAAAAAUCAUGAUGCUAAAAAGCAGUUAUUCGUGUGCUUGUGUGUUGAGAAAAUCAACAUUGAGAGAUGCCCUUUUAUGUAAUGAUUCAUUAUUAUUACAUUAUGAAAUUAUUUUGUAUAUCUGAAAUACAUGUCUUAAUAGCAGUUGGUGAAUCUCAUUUCAAUAACAAUGUUAAUUUUUUGUCAGGUCUUAAAUAGUGGUCAUGUCAUUUCAAGAUGAUUUUAUGUAAUAAACGGAAUUGGGAUUCCAUCUUUUCCUA
Molecule: messenger RNA, 3658 nt
Organism: Sarcophilus harrisii (Tasmanian devil)
Lineage: Eukaryota; Metazoa; Chordata; Mammalia; Dasyuromorphia; Dasyuridae
Gene: BARD1
Product: BRCA1 associated RING domain 1
Exons: 11
Coding region: 499-2799 (766 amino acids)
Molecular function (GO): protein binding
Source: RefSeq, a predicted model, not a curated record